CUUUACUUUCAUGAGCGGAUCUGAUUGUCCAGAAAUGUAGACCCAGGAAGCUGUAUAUUUGGAGCCGCUGUAUCAUAUCCUCAUAAUCUUAUGAACAUUAAGUAUUGCUUCGCUUCGUGUCCACUGUGGACGCCGGAAAUGAGGACGCCGCUGAGAGAGGACUGUCCGUGUCUCUGCCAGCAUUCCCAGGGAUGAUGUGCUCGUGUUUUUAAUAUUGACUCACGUCACAUCCAGACAUCACCAUUAAACUUUCAAAAUGAGGAUCAUCGUGUCUCUGUUAAAAAACGCUAACCCCAAAAUCGAGUAUUACUCCAGGUUUUCACCGUCCCCGCUGUCCAUUAAGCAGUUUUUGGAUUUUGGCAGGGAGAAUGCAUGUGAGAAAACAUCUUAUAUGUUCCUGCGUAAGGAACUGCCAGUGCGGCUGGCUAACACAAUGAGAGAGGUCAACCUGCUGCCCGAUAACCUGCUCAGCCAGCCCUCCGUCAGACUGGUCCAGAAAUGGUACAUGCAAAGCUUUGUGGAGCUGCUGGAUUAUGAGAACAGAAAACCAGAGGACCCUCACACUCUCAAUGAUUUCCUUGAGGUUUUGAUUGAGAUCCGUAACCGUCACAACGAUGUGGUUCCCACCAUGGCUCAGGGGGUCAUCGAAUACAAGGAAAAAUUUGGCUUUGACCCCUUCAUCAGCAGCAACAUACAGUAUUUUCUCGACCGCUUUUACACCAACCGCAUCUCUUUCCGCAUGCUCAUCAACCAGCACACCCUCCUGUUUGGUAACGAUACCAACCCAGCCCAUCCGAAACACAUCGGCAGCAUCGAUCCCAACUGCAACGUAGCGGAGGUUGUCAGGGAUGCCUACGACACUGCCAAGAUGUUGUGCGAGAAGUACUACUUAGCUGCUCCUGAGCUCAAGAUUGAAGAAUUCAACAUGAAAGCUCCUAAAAAGCCUAUUCAAGCUGUGUAUGUGCCCUCACAUCUGUUCCACAUGUUAUUUGAGCUUUUCAAGAACUCGAUGAGGGCAACAGUGGAGCUUCAUGAGAACAGUAAGGAGGGAUUACCACCAGUAAAAGCAAGAGUCACUCUAGGUAAAGAGGAUCUCUCAAUAAAGAUCAGUGAUAAAGGGGGAGGAGUUGCUUUGAGGAAGAUAGACCGACUGUUUAACUACAUGUACUCCACUGCCCCGACGCCAAGCCUGGAGCCAGGAGCUGUGCCACUGGCUGGUUUUGGUUACGGUUUACCCAUUUCACGGCUUUAUGCCCGAUACUUCCAGGGGGAUCUAAAGCUCUACUCCAUGGAGGGAGUAGGAACAGAUGCAGUCAUCUAUCUGAAGGCUCUGUCUAGUGAGUCCUUUGAGCGCCUGCCUGUCUUCAACAAGUCAGCGUGGCGGCAUUACAAGACCAGCCCUGAAGCUGAUGACUGGAGCAACCCCAGCAAGGAGCCACGAGAUGCCAGCAAGUCCAUAUACAAAGCCAACAGAUAACUGCUCAGUCUGCUAGCUUAGCCUUCUUCUGGGAGCCAGAAUGCCUGCACUCUGCGUGGAGCAUGUAUGCUGAAAUGUUGCCCUUGGGUGAAGGCUUUGUUUAGAGUCAGACUUGCUAUUUCUGGUAAAAAGUUUAUUAAGGUGGAAUGACAUUGACUUAAAAUUUUCCCAGUGGCAAUAAUCUUCAUCAGCAUAGCUUUCAUUGUUGUGACUCAAAACUGAACCUCUUCUAGAUUGUAGAUCCCCAGUGUCUAACCCCAUUUACAAAUGACCAGUUAUUUAUGGGAAAUCUUGAGAAAUGUAGCUCUAUUCACUGCAUCACUGCAAUCUCUUCCUCUGUUUCAUGCAGUUUGGCCUGACUCAGCUUUGCUGACCAGGCCGUUGCUCCCUGUGGCUGAAUAAGCCAGGGCUUGCUGAUUGAGUGUCUUUCUUACCGUUAGUAGAGGCUUGUAUUGUUUCCUCCUUUCACAACACAGGCAGGGUCUGGGUUUGAGUUUCUGUGGAAAUGUCAAGAGGAGGAGGUUUAAUUUCUUUCCUUUGGGAGACACCUCUGAGUGAAUGCUUAUUUAGGCCAGUGUGCCGUUACCAUGGCAAAAGACCAGAUUUAGUUGCAGCUUUUUGUUUUUUAGUCAGGGGGAAUUGAAAAAGAUUAUUUAUAAAUGGGGUCAGCAUUUUUGUUUUAUGUCAGUGACAGAAUGCCUUACUUAAGAUAAACUUAAGGUAUAAUUUAAGUUUUAAGAGAAAUGCCUUGAAGGCUCAACUGGAACUUAAAAAAAUCAUGAAGGGAAAGGAUUAAAGUGGUAGGAGUAUUUUGUUUGUAUUUUGUUCAGUUUUAUUCUGAUUUUAACCAGCUACCCAGUUACAGACGUCUUAUCAUUUCUGCUUGCAGUUCAGUGCUAUAUCCUGAUUUAAAUAACAAUUAAAGGACCAAAUGAGCAUCUCUAAUAAGCUUAGAAAAUACCACCAUUCCAGCAUUGUCUGCUGAGUAGCUUUAACCACACCAGCAAGAUGUAUUGUAUAAUUUUCUUAGAAGGGAAUGGACCUAUUACAUCUAACAUGGGAUACGGCUCUGCAUGUCUUUGUUUUACCCAUCUAACAUGUUACUGUAAACUUGCCAUGAUGGAUAGACAGCAUGCGCAUAGUGUUGGAUCUCGUAUCUGCUUUUGGCUUCUUCCAGUCACCUUGUGUCUAAUCUGUAGCUUAACUAAUCCUUACAGUCUUCUGAAUGAGUUUGAACAAAAUUUGUGAAUUUUUUUUCUUACAAGUGAGGAGUUGAUCUCUGACUUAAAUUUGUCUUAAAUUGGUGGCGAUUACUGUUAAUGAUACUUUAAUUUAUACAACAUGAAGGAAUAUGGCACACAAUGGUGAGCAUUUAGAUAAAACUCUUACAGUUAAAUCAUCUUUGGGCACUGAAAAUAUUGCAUUAAAUCGUCCAGUUCUGUCACAUGGA
Molecule: messenger RNA, 2927 nt
Organism: Melanotaenia boesemani (Boeseman's rainbowfish)
Lineage: Eukaryota; Metazoa; Chordata; Actinopteri; Atheriniformes; Melanotaeniidae
Gene: pdk3a
Product: pyruvate dehydrogenase kinase, isozyme 3a
Exons: 11
Coding region: 257-1477 (406 amino acids)
Biological process (GO): protein phosphorylation; regulation of glucose metabolic process
Cellular component (GO): mitochondrion
Molecular function (GO): pyruvate dehydrogenase (acetyl-transferring) kinase activity
Source: RefSeq, a predicted model, not a curated record